Molecule: messenger RNA, 2635 nt
Organism: Orbicella faveolata
Lineage: Eukaryota; Metazoa; Cnidaria; Anthozoa; Scleractinia; Merulinidae
Biological process (GO): protein phosphorylation
Molecular function (GO): ATP binding; protein kinase activity
Source: RefSeq, a predicted model, not a curated record
AUUUCAGUUUUUCUUUACAUUUUUAUGUACCAUGAGAGCAGUUGGUUUCUCUCUUGUUUGGGGUAGGAGAAUCCAACUGCUCGCAGAUGAACGAUGAAGUGAGCGAUGGUCCAUUUGGUGUCCCUUUUAAAUUAGUUUCUGAAUUUAGGAUCUCCACGCGUUUCACUUUAUUUCUAAAACACAAAAUAGGUUAAGAAAGUGUCUGUUCGCGAUAGUUUGAAGAAAUGAUGAUUCACAGGAACGAAGUCUACAUUAUUUACCUUUACAAGCUAAGCAAACUGAUUUAAACUGAUGAAACAACACUAGUAUCGUCAAUUGUUAGCUUAAAUGUGUGGAUAUAGCUGGAGCUAAUAAGCGGCCCGUGUGUUUCUUUUCUGUAGAUUUGUUUGUGCAGCAAAAAGAAAAAUGGGCAAUGAUACAGCACGGUUUGACUUCGACGAUUCACCCCGUCUGUGGAAUGGAAGAACCAUUAAGAGGAUAAUUGACGGCAAUUCUACUCUCUAUCUUCUAGAGAAUGAUCAGAUGGACACGUCAAGUGGAAUAUCUGCAAGUGAUUCUGAGUCCUCACAAGAUGUCACAGAGAUAUCUUCACUGUUAACGUGGUUACGCGAUAACCUUCAUUUUGACGUUGAAUGCAAUCCAAAUUACAGUCCUUUGCAGGGAGGAGGUCCUUGCGUUUUUACAUUUACUCCUGGGCUUCACUCCGAAGUUACAUCAGUUUAUGCUACAUUUGAAGGGCUAGACACUCAGGAACUUGAUUUUUCAAGGAGAGGUUGGCUUGGUUUCUUUCCAGCUUCACCAGUUCCUCGGGUGGUUUGGGUCACACUCACGUCGCAAGAUGGUAUUAUUUUAGGACGGACUCAAGUAACAUAUGGAACGCACCUGCAGCAAGUAGUAUCCUUUCCAAGCCCCCUGAAGAGGUUUUUCGAAGACUGUAUGAGUGCUAAUCCAUCCGGUAGUCCAACUGGAAACAGUGGAGGUGAAACAGAAAGUUCUAAAACUCUUGGAUGCAACAAACCAGUCCAGAUGUUGAGUCUGUUAGUAUAUGUAGCAGCAGAAAUUGGCGCUCAGCAGUUCAUUGAAAUAAUCUUCACCUCUUCAGCGGGAAGAGUGGUACACAAUGCAUACAAAGGCAAUUUAACAUUGCCAGAGGUUAUUGCCAGAGAUCAUGGCAAAGAAGAGACUGCAAAUUACCUUGAAGACGUGACCAAAAGAUUUUCUGAAGAGACCACGACCGAUAACGAAUGCUCUCAGAUAAUUGAUUGGUCCGAACUCGUGAAAGCUGCUGAGGAAGCAGAAAAACAGUUUGAUCUUACCAGUGAAAAAGAAGAUGAUCAAAUUGAAAAGGAUAUCCUCAAAGAAACUGGCUAUUUAGGAGAUAUUGACACAUCGUCCAGUGAAUCAUCAGAGGCUCAAAGCUCGGAUUCUGAUGAUGAUAUUUCAAGAACGUCAAGGAAAGAAAUUCAUAUGAAGACAGCGGAGUGCAAACAACCAGUUUGGCAGCAAGAAGAUCACGCUCUUGAGGCCAAGAAGGCAAGCCUAACUCAAAGCCUCAUUUUGUCUCCCAAAGUUGGAGAGUUUCUAAGUGGCAAAGCAAAUGUUAUAACUUUUUAUGCAACUAAGCCACUCAAAUGGAAAGAAAAUGGUCUCCACCUGAUUCAAGCCAGCCAUUUUCAAGAAGCGCACAGUCUACGACAAGUAAAAUAUCUCCAGAGUCCAGGGAUAUCCUUCCUUCUGGGUUCAGGCAACGAACUAGUCCAGCAUCAACCCAUCACAGCGUAUCAAAGGUUGGGCUACUUACUGACGUUAAGUACAGAAAGAAAUGCAUCUUACAAGAGGCAUGUUAACACAGCUGAAGCUCGCCAGUCUUCAGAACAUUCACGCACCAUUGUGGGAAACAAGGGCGAUCCCGAGUCGAAUACUACGGACUCCCUACAACAGCUUAACUGCAAAACAGUUAAUGAAGGACCUGAGUUUGAUUGCCUUCCAGAAUUUACAGCUGCGGCAGACAGUGAGGGUCUGACCGUUAGACAGAAAUCAGCUGAGUAUUUCCUGGAACGUUGUCAAUCCGCCGCUUCUGAGUUUUGGUUGCUGACUUAUGUAUUUCGCCUAACCAAGGAGAUCUUGUUUGUUUAUGUUGCAGAUAGCAAAGAUGUCUUUCCUCUUGCCUCAUGUUUUGACGGUAAAGAAUAUGAGUUGUCGUGGCAACGUCGGCAAUGGCAGUGGUGUAGAAACAAUGUACCUAAGGUCCAAGAACUUCCAGGUACCUUAGCAUUUUUUUCCCUUCAUUAUUGCGUUCGGAGAACGCAAGCCUGAUUUUCACUUUUGGCUUUCUGGAGUUGGUUUUCCUGUGGAGGGUUAUAUGCAGAAAAAAUCCACGUUCCUGUAAGGACACCAAAAUGGCCACCCCGCUUGACUUUUGCAGGGGCAUGUCACGGCCAGUAAACUGGUACCGUUACUAAGACAUGUAACGAACAUGUGAGCAUGUGAGCAGGCCAUAUGAGCUCGUCUUUGCGCUGGAUCUUCCUUUCCAUUCAGUCGCCGUGGGCUUCGCUAUUUUGUGCUCUUAUCGUUGGAUUUUGGUGAAAUUAAACGCUUCGACGGUAGCAUUUAUCAAAAUCUGAGGGAAUUGUCC